Diorhabda sublineata is the source of this 2148-nucleotide messenger RNA. RefSeq names its product putative inorganic phosphate cotransporter. Lineage: Eukaryota; Metazoa; Arthropoda; Insecta; Coleoptera; Chrysomelidae. Gene Ontology annotation, molecular function: transmembrane transporter activity. Gene Ontology annotation, biological process: transmembrane transport; monoatomic anion transport. The record is from RefSeq and is a predicted model, not a curated record. The transcript has 8 exons. Bases 462 to 1922 code for a protein of 486 amino acids. Gene Ontology annotation, cellular component: plasma membrane.
GAAUAUUGUUUUGCUUUUUGAGUUAGCAUUACGUAUUACCCUAAAAUAAAAUUAAAUUUCGGGCUAUUAUAAACAUUCAAAUUUGAGAGUAUUUUGUGUUAUUAAUAUCAAAAUAUAUCCUAAAACAUGUUAUAAAAAAGCUACCUAACUAGUUAUUUUUCAUUAAUUUGCUAUCCUCAUUUAUAAAGAGCUACUAUAUAAGUAUUUGUUAAAUAAAUAAGGCUAUAUUAGGUACUCAAGAACGUUCUAACAUAAAAAUAAUUUGGCAAUUGUCCUGACCCCCGAAAAAGGUUAUCAACACACAUAAAUUCGAAUGUAAUAAAUUUCUUAUUCACAAAUUAAUUAUUAUCAAUCCGUAUUCAACUAAAAAAACACGUUUCAUUUGCCAAUUUUGUUCUUAUUUGCAUGAUUUAAGAAAGUGAUACCAGAUAAGUGUAUUGAGAAAAUUUAUUAACUUGAGAAUGCACAGUUUAAAAGUGGUUAAAAGUAGAGAAAAACCAAAAAAAUGGUUUGGAAUUCGACACAUUCAGUAUUUAAUGUUAUUUUUUAUCGUCAAUGUAGCGUACGGGAUCAGAUCAAUACUAAGUAUUGCAAUUUUCCCAAUGACAGCUGAAGUUCCUCCACAUAAAGGUAUCCCAACAUAUCCAGAAUGGGUAGAGCACAAAAAUAUAAUACUAUCUUCAUUCUUCUGGGGAUACAUUUGUUUCCAAUUAUUUGCCGGUCAGAUAAUUAAAUAUUACGGGCCCAAAUGGUUUCUCGGAGUAGCGAUUUUUAUAGGAUCUCUAUUUUGUGCUUUGAUACCUCUUAUUGGAGGGCAAAUGGGUUACGGAGGGGUGAUAUUGUGUAGGAUAGUUACAGGAUUAUCCCAAGGAUUUCUUUUUCCUUGUACACAUUCAUUAUUAAGUUCUUGGACGGCUUUGCAGGAUCGAGCGAAAUUUGGAAGUUUCGUUUACGCAGGUGGUAAUUUAGGAAACGUAAUAUCAAUGCCGAUAGCAGGUUUAAUAUCAAAUUCAAGUUUUGGUUGGCCAGCGGUAUUUUACCUUUACGGAAUUUUGGGUAUGGCAUGGACAUUUUUAUGGUUUGCAUUCGGAUCAGACAGUCCUUCUAAACAUAGUAAAAUAACGGAAGAAGAAGUUAGAUAUAUUGAAGAAAAUACUACUACCAACAGUGACGAUUCUGAGAAAGUUAUACCUACUCCAUGGAAAGCAAUAUUAUUAUCGCCGCCAUUUUGGGCAAUUCUGGUGUCUCAUUGCGGUCAAAACUUUGGGUUUUGGACGCUGCUUACCGAGACUCCAUCUUAUUUGCAUCUCAUUCUUGAUUUCGAUCUCAAAUCGAAUAGUACACUGUCAUCGUUGCCUUAUUUAGUCAAUUGGAUUCUAAGUCUUUUAAUUAGUCCAAUAGCCGAUUAUCUAAUUAUCAAAAAAUACGUAACUUUGGGACAAAGUAGAAAAAUAUUCAACAGUAUCGGAUUAUUCAUACCAGCUGCUGCUCUCAUUGCACUAACGUUUGUUGGGAAUACGAAUGCAACCGUAUCCGUAUUAUUAUUAACGUUAGCAGUGGGAUUUAAUUCCGGUAUAUACUCUGGUUACAAUGUAAACCAUAUCGAUAUAUCUCCUAUUCACGCUGGAACAUUGAUGUCUAUAACAAAUACAGUUUCGAAUAUAUUCUCGCUGAUAUCUCCUUUGGCGGUAGAUGCCGCUGUGUCUAUUACUGGUUAUAAAGAAACUCAAAAGCAGUUGUGGUCGUUCGUUUUUUGGGUGGCGAGCGGAACUUACAUAAUUUGCGGUUGUGUUUACAACGUAUUUGCUUCUGGUGAGGUUCAACCUUGGAAUAAUAUUGUGAAUGAUAGCGAUCUAGAAAAUACCAAAGAAGAAAAAUCCUCAAAAAUUGAAGAAAUACAAAUGGAAAAGACAAAAACGUGAAAUUUUCAUAGUGAUUCUAUUAUUAUUGAUAUAUUUAUAUAUAGAAAAAGUUUUUUAUCUAAAUGAAUUGAAAAAUAGAAAAAAAGUUGAAUAAUUUGAAAAAAUAUUUAGUUUAGAACUGUUUAUACAUGUUGAAGUUGAGUUAAACCAUCGAUAAACUUGUCUUUUUAUAUUUUUGUUGUUUUUAAUAAAAGGAGUACUGAAAAAUGAUUUAAUUUCACCAUUA